AAUACGUCGUCGUUUUACUCUCUUCCCUCACGUUUCACUUUUUAUUUUCUUUUCAAUUUGUUGCUUCGUUCUUCAGUUACCGGCGGUGCCGUUCCGAUCACGGCGAUUUCAGUCAGUCAGUCGUCGGAAUUCUAGGAAUUCGCGCUUUCCCCUGUUGAGAUUAAAAUUUUAAUUUUUGUAAUUUUCAUUUUCUCGGGGGAUGAUGAAGGGGAUUGGCGCCGGCGGAGGGGUUUUGGAGCUCUGCAAAUCAGGGAAUCUAUUAAGAAUUCCAGCAUUAUUUGUGAUUACAGUGAUGUUCUUCUACUUGGGGAAGCGUUUCUCCGAUGGAUCCUCCCAGCAACUCGUGUUCUUCUCCUCCCGCCAAGCCGAAGAACCCCAAAGAACCGCCGGCGGCGUAUCUCCGAAUGUCAACAAGACGUUCGACGUUUCCCCCCUCGGAAGCGGUAAGGACUUUCCGCUUCAAGAAAAUAGUCGGAAUGAACCGCAGAAAGUCCUCACUCCUCCUUCCGCGCCACCGCCGCCGCCGCCGGUGCUGCAAAGAAUGGGAGUGUUGGAUAAGAACGGAAGGAUGACAGAGAACUUCGAGGUCGGUGAGUACGAUCCAGAACUGGUCAAUAAUUGGUCAAAAAUGAACAGCACCGAUGACGUUGAUACUCCGGCGAAGGGCGAUAAGGUUUUGCUUAGGGUAAAGAAGUUCCCGUCGUGUCCGGCGUCGAUGACAGACCACAUCCCCUGUAUGGACAACGAAGAUUUCAUUAAGAACAUGAAAUCCGCCAAUAAAGGGGAAAUGUUCGAACGCCAUUGCCCUGAACCAGGUAAAGGAUUGAAUUGUUCGAUUCCUGCUCCGAAAGGGUACAAAACUCCGAUUCCAUGGCCAAGAAGCCGUGAUGAGGUUUGGUUUAGCAAUGUUCCGCAUCCUCGUCUAGCAGAGGAUAAAGGGGCUCAGAAUUGGAUCAUGAUCAAGAAAGACAAGUUCAAGUUUCCGGGAGGCGGCACACAGUUCAUUCACGGGGCUGAUCCGUAUUUGGAUCAGAUUGAAAAGAUGGUUCCUGAAAUUGCGUUUGGCCGGCACACUCGAGUCGCUUUGGAUAUUGGUUGUGGUGUUGCGAGUUUUGGCGCUUAUUUACUGUCACGGAAUGUGAUCCCUCUUUCUAUAGCCCCAAAAGAUGUUCACGAAAACCAGAUUCAGUUUGCACUCGAACGCGGUGUGCCUGCAAUGGUGGCAGCAUUUGCAACGCGGCGUUUGCCUUAUCCUAGUCAAGCAUUUGAUCUGAUGCAUUGUUCGAGGUGUAGGAUCAACUGGACUCGGGAUGAUGGGAUUUUACUAAUUGAGGCCGACAGGAUGCUCCGGGCCGGAGGUUAUUUCGUUUGGGCAGCCCAGCCAGUUUAUAAACACGAAGUAGCCCUCGAAAAACAAUGGGAAGAAAUGACUAACCUUACCAGUCAACUUUGUUGGACCCUCGUAAAGAAGGAAGGUUACAUUGCCGUAUGGCGGAAGCCCUUUAAUAACAGCUGUUAUUUGAGCCGUUCCAACGGAACAUCACCGCCGUUGUGUAGUUCUGACGAUGAUCCGGACAAGUUUUGGUAUGUUGAUUUGAAGCCUUGCAUAACACGUCUACCCGAGAAUGGAUACGGCGCAAAUGUGUUACCCUGGCCGGAACGUCUGCGGAAUCCCCCGGAUAGGCUUCAGAGCAUAAAGAUCGAAGCUUACAUAUCGAGGAAAGAACUUUUCAGGGCAGAGUCGAGAUAUUGGCACGAAAUCGUUGACGGCUUCGUACGCAUUUUACGUUGGAACAAAUUCAAACUUCGAAACGUGUUGGACAUGAGAGCGGGUUUCGGGGGUUUCACAGCCGCGCUCGUCGAUCACAAGCUUGAUUGCUGGGUGCUCAACGUUGUCCCGACUAGCGGACCCAAUACGUUGCCUGUCAUAUACGACCGCGGCCUCGUCGGAGUAAUGCACGACUGGUGCGAGCCGUUCGAUACAUAUCCGAGAACCUACGACUUAAUUCACGCUGCCGGACUCUUCUCAGUCGAACAAAAAAGGUGCAAUAUCUCGACAAUCAUGCUCGAAAUUGAUCGAAUGUUGCGACCCGGCGGGCAUGUGUACAUUCGGGAUACGAUUACCGUAAUGGACGAGCUUCAAGAGAUCGGUCGAGCCUUGGGUUGGCGAUUAGUGUUACGGGACACGUCCGAGGGGCCUCAUGCAAGUUACCGUGUUCUUACGUGUGAAAAGCGAUCUCUGCGUAAAUGAACGAUAAACGAGGAGCAACCGGCGGCGGCGCUGAAUACUAGCUCGGUCGUCGUGUCGUUGUCGCCGCUGCCGCCGUCAUCGAGGUUUGUUUGUUUGGGUUUAAUUCUUGUCUACUAUGAACUUGAGAAGAUACGGUCUAUAAGAUGUUUAGAAGUAACGUUGUUUCCUUUUGAUGAAAUUUGUGUGAAUAUUUUUUUUGGUUC
Molecule: messenger RNA, 2454 nt
Organism: Andrographis paniculata
Lineage: Eukaryota; Viridiplantae; Streptophyta; Magnoliopsida; Lamiales; Acanthaceae
Product: probable methyltransferase PMT11
Exons: 10
Coding region: 200-2251 (683 amino acids)
Cellular component (GO): cytoplasm; endosome; trans-Golgi network
Molecular function (GO): methyltransferase activity
Source: RefSeq, a predicted model, not a curated record